AUGUCCAAUCUACCCACAUAUGGGUUUAUAAUCCUUGAUUUAGGACAGCAAAUAGUUCGAAGGAAUCAGAAGAACAAAAAUGGAAAGAAACGUAAAUUCAAAGCUGAUGCUGAGUUGGCUGAGUUCACGACCAACCUCCACCCCGAAACUGCCACCAUGAGACGGGAACACAUCAAAUUGGAUCUCUACCCAAAUUACCCACCUCUUGAUGACACAAAUGCGGGCCAGAGGGCAACCCAUCCCACCCCAGCCGACUUCAAAGCUGCUGAAGAACGAAUACUCAAAGAUUUCACCUUAAUCACUUACGGCCGACUUGCUCUGUAUGAACGUCCUCGAAAAUCCACCCCAAACACCAAACGGGAGGAAUAUUGCAUCCCAGUCAAGAACUCUGUGGUUACAAAUGAAUCAACUGAGCUGGACCAACCGAACAAUGAAUCAACUGAGCAGGACCAACCCAAAAAUGAAUCAACUGAGCCGGACCAACCUGAAAAUGAAUCAACUAAGCCGGACCAACCCAAAAAGCCUAAAUGUGCUUUCAUUGCGUAUAUUCAGUUCACACCAUCUGAGGAGCUCACUGAAGAGGACAAGCACGACCUCAACUCUAUAACCACAUUCCUACAUAACUCUCGAGGCUUUGUCAAACCUGUCAACCUCCUUCGCAAAAUCUUUCGCGGCCGGAUGUGGACGAUUGGCUGGCGCAAGUCGCAAACUACUGGUGAAAUGGCUGGGAGAUAUGUUGAUACAGACGGUAUCACCAAAAAACCCCUCGCCUAUCUAGAAAAUCUCAUUAACGGCAUUUCUGCAAGUGAUUUAAUACACAAGCUGUUUUAUUCCAUCUCAGAUGCCGCUGUGGAUGCAGCAAACGUGCUACUUACAUCCUUAGGCCUUCCAGGCUACUGUGAUCCCAACUUGAAGCGAUCAACAUCUAAUUGCUUUGCCUCCAACCUGGCUUUUACUCGAGAUGAAUUUUCCAACCGACCCCACUGCGACAGCGAUAAGACAAAAACAGCCUUUUUGUUACUUUCAAAUGUCAACAAAGCUAAUGGUUUGAUAGCCCUCACUAGUCAUCAAGAUCCUACCUUCACCGGACCUUUUUUUGUUUUUCCUCAUCACAGAGUGGCCAUUGACUUACGUAAAUUGAACGGCAUCUGCCGGGUGGUAUUUGAUGCUGUUGUUUUAGCAGCUUAG
This is a messenger RNA of Puccinia graminis f. sp. tritici CRL 75-36-700-3, 1188 nucleotides long. RefSeq lists its product as uncharacterized. The transcript is spliced from 3 exons. Bases 1 to 1188 code for a protein of 395 amino acids. The record is from RefSeq and is a predicted model, not a curated record. Lineage: Eukaryota; Fungi; Basidiomycota; Pucciniomycetes; Pucciniales; Pucciniaceae.